This is a messenger RNA of Symbiodinium sp. CCMP2456, 662 nucleotides long. NCBI's taxonomy places the organism in Eukaryota, Dinophyceae, Suessiales, Symbiodiniaceae. The record is from the annotation of a GenBank genome assembly.
AUGUUGCAGCUCUUCGCUCUGUCCGCGGAUCCUUCUGCUGUCUUCUUGUCAGAGCAUGUCACAUUGGCCAGCAUCGCAGGUGCCGCGGACAGUGCGCCUGGGAAGGGAGGCGAUGCCGAAGGCAGGGUGCCCUUGGCGAAGGAGGCUUUUGAAGAUUUACAGGCAUCCACUUUGUGCCAGCCCGUGCUGGCGUUGGCGGAGUGGCUGGGCAGCGCUCGCUCGCUGAAUUGGAGAUGGUGUGUUCUCAUUUGCGUUGGGAUCAUCACUACGGCACUCUUGCGGGUUGUGCUCGUGCGGCCACGGAGAGGCAGCGUGGUUUGGGUCGCCGCAAUCAUCUCGGCCGCUCUUUUCUCGCCGGCUUUUGUUUGCGCCCCCAAAGGCGUGGCUGCCGAGAGCGUGGCGCCUUUCAAGGCAUGGCAGAAGGAGCUGGUCGACCGCUUCGAGCUGCCGACUGCGGGAGUCGCUGGCGCUGUCGCCUUCCUGAUGCACUUUGGCAUGCAGGGCACUGCCCACCAGGACGCAUCAGCGAUGAUGCAGUACUAUCCGGCAUCGGGGACAUCUCCUGCGAUAGAGCAGAGAUUACAAGGAGACCAUGCUAGACCACCCUUGGACUUCAACGGAGUCCGGCAGCAGCUUUCGACGGCGGACUUCUCCGCGCCAGG